Eubalaena glacialis (North Atlantic right whale) is the source of this 471-nucleotide messenger RNA. It is a transcript of the gene SCP2D1, whose product is annotated as SCP2 sterol binding domain containing 1. Gene Ontology annotation, cellular component: cytosol. The record is from RefSeq and is a predicted model, not a curated record. The transcript has a single exon. Lineage: Eukaryota; Metazoa; Chordata; Mammalia; Artiodactyla; Balaenidae. Bases 1 to 471 code for a protein of 156 amino acids.
AUGUGGAAGAGAAUCGACCAUCAACUCAAGAUCAAAGCAGGGGAUGGGCCUCAGGCAGGCCAGUUCAAGGAACUGGGUCCAGCUCGGGAACUCACCGUGCCACACCCUCUAGCGCUGUCAGAAUUCCAGAGCUUCCCCGUGUUUGAGGACAUCAGUCAUCACAUCAAAGAAGUGGGGGCCCAGCUGGUAAAGAAAGUCAAUGCCAUCUUUCAGUUGGACAUCACCAAGGAUGGGAAGACCAUUCUGCAGUGGACCAUUGAUCUGAAGAAUGGCUCUGGGAACACGUAUCCAGGACCCGCCAGGCUCCCAGCGGACACUGUCUUCACAAUCCCGGAGCCUGUCUUUAUGGAGCUGGUUUUGGGCAAAAUGAACCCUCAGAAGGCUUUCCUUGCUGGCAAGUUCAAAGUGAGCGGCAAAGUUCUGCUUGGCCAGAAGCUGGAGAGGGUUUUCAAAGACUGGGCUAAGUACUGA